Danio aesculapii is the source of this 981-nucleotide messenger RNA. Its product is annotated as olfactory receptor 8U9-like. The transcript has 2 exons. Gene Ontology annotation, biological process: G protein-coupled receptor signaling pathway. The coding region runs from base 43 to 981 and encodes 312 amino acids. Gene Ontology annotation, molecular function: olfactory receptor activity; G protein-coupled receptor activity. The record is from RefSeq and is a predicted model, not a curated record. Lineage: Eukaryota; Metazoa; Chordata; Actinopteri; Cypriniformes; Danionidae. Gene Ontology annotation, cellular component: membrane.
UCAUUUGUGUACUACUCUUCAAAAAAGUCAUAGAGGUCAAAGAUGGACAACCAGACAUUCCAAUACAGCAUACUAUUAGUGGAGGGACUACAAGUUACAUCUCAAUCAACCCUUCCUACAUUUAUUCUUCUUUUGAUGGUUUAUGCAUUUAUAAUGGUGUCUAACAUUGGGAUGAUAAUUCAGAUUUCAGCAGACAAGGAUUUACACCAGCCUAUGUAUGUUCUUUUCUGUAACUUGACACUGAAUGAUAUUUUAGGCACAACUGUUAUUUUGCCACGAUUGUUGAGAAAUAUAUUGACAGACCCAUCUGAGCGCUAUAUCACAUUUGUGGAGUGUGCUAUUCAAGCUUAUUUUUCACAUUUGAACGGUACAGCAUCUCACACAGUGAUAAUGAGCAUGGCUUUUGACAGAUAUGUGGCAAUAUGCAAUCCACUGCGAUACCCAGCUAUAAUGACCAGUAAUAUGGUGGUUAAACUAUCAGCUGCAGCCUGGGGUGUUGCAGUUGUGCUGGUGGGAAUAUUGAUCGGCCUCAGUGUGCGUCUCUCCCACUGCAGAUCUGUGAUUCAGAACUACAUUUGUGACAAUGCUUCAUUAUUUAAACUAUCCUGUGAAAAUAUAAUGGUUAAUAAUGUAUACGGAUUAACUUUUACUUGUAUUUUGUUUGCCUCCUCAAUAGGGAGUAUUGUACUGACAUACCUUAAAAUAGCAAUGGUAUGCUUCAAAAGUAAAGACAAAGCAACCAACACCAAAGCCAUAAAAACCUGCAGCACUCACUUGACUGUUUACAUAAUCAUGCUGAUUUCUGGAUCUACUGCAAUUUUUCUUCAUCGUUUUCCUUUAUAUGCUGAAACUAGAAAACUUGCUGAUAUAAUCUUUCAUGUUAUUCCACCAGGUUUGAAUCCAAUCAUAUAUGGUAUGCAAUCCAAGGAAAUAAGACAAAAGAUUUUUAAACUAUUUAGAAAUAAAGUAAAUGCAAAGUAA